AUGUCUAACACCAGCGCGGCACCCGCACCCACACGCGCUCGAAGCAACCUUGAUCCCGGCGACAUGGUGGACGAGCUGCUACUCAAUGCGUGGGCUCUUCGUGAGCACCGCGAGCAGUUUGUCGCUUGGGGUGGCUCCACCGAUAGCGAGUACUACCGCUUGCUCUGCGAGCGCUUCCACGCCCUCGUGAAAGAGGCGCAAGAUGGCGUGCGCCGUUGUGCCCGCGUCUACGCGCAGCAGCAACAGGGCCGCGGCGCCGGAUACGUCUUUACCUUCCCGCGGAUGGCACCCGACGGCAACCGACUCCACGAGGCCAUCCGCACCGUAACCGUUGAUAUAACCACCCGUGAAGUUAACGUAGGUUUAGCUGAUACAGAGGAGUGGCACUGCCUAAAAAAAACCCUUGCAGAGCACAUCCGCUGGAACGGCGAGCGCGCGCGCUACGACGUGGGGUUGUCCCUCCGGUGUGCACGGCAGAGCGCGUUAGAGGAGGCCCUGCAGGUAUCCCACCAGGACCUUGCGGAUGGACGACGCUCCACGACGAUGCGGUAA
Didymosphaeria variabile is the source of this 552-nucleotide messenger RNA. RefSeq lists its product as uncharacterized. Bases 1 to 552 code for a protein of 183 amino acids. NCBI's taxonomy places the organism in Eukaryota, Fungi, Ascomycota, Dothideomycetes, Pleosporales, Didymosphaeriaceae. The transcript has 3 exons. The record is from RefSeq and is a predicted model, not a curated record.